Molecule: messenger RNA, 867 nt
Organism: Rhodamnia argentea
Lineage: Eukaryota; Viridiplantae; Streptophyta; Magnoliopsida; Myrtales; Myrtaceae
Product: protein CRABS CLAW
Exons: 7
Coding region: 1-867 (288 amino acids)
Biological process (GO): floral meristem determinacy; style development; leaf development
Cellular component (GO): nucleus
Source: RefSeq, a predicted model, not a curated record
AUGAGUCAUAUGGAAGACAAGGCGAGCAUGGAACUCCCACAGUCCGAGCAUCUGUGCUAUGUCCGGUGCAACUUCUGCAACACCGUUCUUGCUGUAGGGAUUCCAUGCAAGAGGAUGUUGGACACAGUGACGGUGAAAUGUGGGCAUUGCAGCAAUCUCUCGUUCCUGAGCACCAGGGCCCCCCUUCAAGGCCAGUGUCUUGAUCAUCCCUUGAGCCUUCAGCAGGGGUUUUCCAGUGAUUUUAGGAAAGGCCAAUCAUCGUCCUCCCCGUCCUCAACUUCGGGUGAUCAGCUAUCACCCAAAGCCGCCCCCUUUGUUGUGAAACCUCCGGAGAAGAAGCACAGGCUUCCAUCUGCUUAUAACCGGUUCAUGAAGGAAGAGAUACAGCGCAUCAAAGCGGCGAAUCCUGAGAUACCACACAGAGAAGCAUUCAGUGCAGCGGCAAAAAACUGGGCGAGGUACAUUCCACAUUCACCUUCGGGAUCAGCUUCUGGCAGCAGUAACCGUGUAAGCUAUCGUCCCUUCCUAGAUCUGCUUGAUUCUGCCCUUUUUUCCCCCUGCACCUCUCUCACGUCUCUCCGAAGUCUCACACGUGUCCAAGGCUUGAACGCAAGUGUUGUCAAGUGCAAGUGUUCGAUUACAAUCAGCAAUGGAUUUCGCAAUCCUUCCAAUCGAGCAAUAAGCAGGGGCGCGGUACAGGUAGCAUUGAGCAAGGAAUCCCUAAGGAGCCCCAUAUUUCCCAUCGACGAUCUUGGUGAAGUGUCUUAUGGCUUCGGAGUAGAGGCCAGCAUCGAGAGCGGCAAGAGCAGCUGCACGACGGCGAAGGAGGAAUCUCACGUGGCUCAAGAGUUGGUUGAUGGAGUCUAA